AGGAUGAGAUGAACGCGCUGCUGCCUCCGUGUCUCCUCGUGUGGGCGUCGUUAAAACCUCCUGAAGCAGGGAGGCGGUGGGGCAGUUAAUGCAGCAGGCUACGUUUCCUUCCCAUUGGUCCACCGACAGGAGCUACACCGAUGACACGUCCGGGGCUGUGCGGAUAAAAGCAGGUACGAGGAGGCGCAGGAGGAGCGAGAGGAGGUCGGAGAAGAGGAGGUUGGUGAAUGAUAGAUGCGCCUGUGAGACUUAUCACGUCUGGAAGUUUCUGUCCAACUCCUGAGAACCACGGGGCCCGCUGCUGUGCUUGACUGUGCGCGUCAGGGAUCGGGUGAAGAUGGAGUGGUAUGUCCUGGUGCUGAUGCUGAGCCUGCCGCCCUCCAUCCACGCGGACUGCUCGUCUCUGUGUCAGAGAUGCGCGGAGCAGAUCCUUCGCCCCGACGCCGCCUUCAGCAGCCUGUCCUGCAGUGAGGAGUGCGACACAGAGAGCUGCGAGCCCGCGCCGCGGCUGGCGGACUUCACCCAGGACGAGGCUGCGGAGGCGGAGGAGAGCCAGCAGGCGGACCUGGUCAAGCGCUACGGCGGCUUCAUCAAGCGCAUCGACAAGAAAAAGAUCCUGACGUCAUCUCCGUGGCGCGACAACUACAUCCAGAAAGCGGCCACGCUGUCCAAAAAGUACGAGGACUGGCUGAAGCGGCUGGACGCGAGGAGCGCGCCCGAGGACGCGCCUGAGUACGCGGACGACUCCGCGGAGGAGCAGCUCCCGCGCAGCGCUGUCAGACGUUACGGCGGCUUUUUACGCAAGUUCGGCCCCAAAUCGAAGCGGAGUAGCUCCGCGGAGCGGGAGAGCCAGGAGCCCGAGGAGCUCCAGAAGCGCUACGGCGGCUUCAUGCGGAGGGUCCGGCCCAAGCUCAACAACCUGAAGUGGGACAAGCGGUACGGGGGCUUUCUGCGCCGCCACUUCAAGAUCUCCGUGCGCUCGAUGGAGGAGCCCGUUUACUCCUACGACGACCUGAGUCUGCAGACGAACUGAACCCUCGGAGGAGUCUCUGCCUGACCCGCUUCUUCUUCAGUGUGAACCACCACCCGUCCCGUCCGUCCCACACAAAAGUUGCUUUGACGUUUUUCGUACAGACUGGAAGCAGGCGAGGCGCGUGUGACGCGCGGAGCAGCACUUUAACCCAGACGUCGCCAUUCAAACCGUUUCAUGCUUUGUGAAUUGUAAAUAUGGAGUUUUUCGUUGACAAAAUAAAUUAUUUUUGAGUUGC
Oryzias melastigma (Indian medaka) is the source of this 1268-nucleotide messenger RNA. RefSeq names its product prodynorphin (gene pdyn). Gene Ontology annotation, molecular function: opioid receptor binding. The record is from RefSeq and is a predicted model, not a curated record. NCBI's taxonomy places the organism in Eukaryota, Metazoa, Chordata, Actinopteri, Beloniformes, Adrianichthyidae. Gene Ontology annotation, cellular component: dendrite; axon terminus; plasma membrane. Gene Ontology annotation, biological process: neuropeptide signaling pathway; sensory perception; chemical synaptic transmission. The transcript is spliced from 3 exons. The coding region runs from base 338 to 1033 and encodes 231 amino acids.